This is a messenger RNA of Peromyscus leucopus (white-footed mouse), 4015 nucleotides long. It is a transcript of the gene Tmed5, whose product is annotated as transmembrane p24 trafficking protein 5. Gene Ontology annotation, biological process: endoplasmic reticulum to Golgi vesicle-mediated transport; intracellular protein transport; Golgi organization. Lineage: Eukaryota; Metazoa; Chordata; Mammalia; Rodentia; Cricetidae. Gene Ontology annotation, cellular component: endoplasmic reticulum-Golgi intermediate compartment; endoplasmic reticulum; COPII-coated ER to Golgi transport vesicle. The transcript is spliced from 4 exons. The coding region runs from base 250 to 939 and encodes 229 amino acids. The record is from RefSeq and is a predicted model, not a curated record.
UCAUUGGUGUGUGUGCGGGAAGCCAAAACCUCCAAGUCCAGCGUGAAGCAAGGCUCCGAAACCCAGGGGGGUGCAGAACGGGAAGAGUCGCCCCGCCCUCACCCAGCCCAGUGGAGGACAGCGCUUCCCCUUCGAAGGCAGGGUGAGCCGCAGCCGCCUGAAGUUCGCUCCAACUCGGGAUCUCAGAGCGGAGACGCCAGCAUCCCACACCUCCCUAAACUCUUCCAGUCCGAGAUCGCUCCGACCGGGAUGGGCGGCAGGAUCUGGCUGCCAUUCCCAGUGCUCUUCCUGGUCGUUGUGCCGCCAGCGCUGCUGCGGGGGGCGGCCGGCUUCAAGCCCUCUUUGGACAGCGACUUCACCUUCACGCUCCCGGCGGGCCAGAAGGAGUGCUUCUACCAGCCCAUGCCCCUGAAGGCCUCGUUGGAGAUCGAGUACCAAGUUUUAGAUGGAGCAGGAUUAGAUAUUGAUUUCCAUCUUGCCUCUCCAGAGGGCAGAACCUUAGUUUUUGAGCAAAGAAAAUCAGAUGGUGUUCACACUGUAGAGACUGAAGUUGGUGACUACAUGUUCUGCUUUGAUAAUACAUUCAGCACCAUUUCUGAGAAGGUCAUCUUUUUUGAAUUGAUCCUGGAUAACAUGGGAGAAGAGGCUCAAGAACAAGAAGACUGGAAAAAAUAUAUUACUGACACAGAUGUGCUGGAGAUGAAACUGGAGGACAUCCUGGAAUCCAUCAACAGCAUCAAGUCCAGACUAAGCAAAAGUGGCCACAUACAAACUCUGCUUAGAGCAUUUGAAGCUCGUGAUCGAAACAUACAAGAAAGCAACUUCGAUAGAGUCAACUUUUGGUCUGUGGUUAAUUUGAUGGUCAUGGUGGUGGUGUCAGCAGUUCAGGUUUAUAUGCUGAAAAGUCUAUUUGAAGAUAAGAGAAAAAGUAGAACUUAAAACUCCAACAAGUGUCACUUAACAUUGAAAAAAUAAGAGGUAGAAAAUUCUAAUACACUGUUACAGUCAAGAUCAUUAGUAGUCUUUACCAUAACAUUUUCAGAAAUUAAGUGUAAGAUAAGUAAAAUUUCUACUUUAGUAGAAAAGUCCUCAUUUUAUGUCCAGAUAACAUUGACCCAUUAUACACUUAUGUAUACAACAGGAUAUCAUACAAAAUUUGAAUUCAGUUAAAUUAAGCCAUAUUAACUAUUUUUCUAAGUUUAAAAAUCUUUCCCAAAUAUCAUAUAUGAAUUAAAUAAAUGGACAGUGUUCAUAAACACACCACCUGUUUGCUUUUACCCACAACUUUCUCUGUAAAUGUGGCGUUCUGAUAUUAGGUUACAAAUCACUUGAGAAUUAUAUAAUUAUGGACUGAAUAAUCAUUUUUCUCAAUUACAUCUCUCAAAAAAAGUAAAUAGAAGUAUAUCAUGGAAAUAAUAUUUUUAAGAUUUUUCUUUUUGUUUUGUUGUUUUGUUUUGAUUUUUGUUUUUCAAGACAGGGAUUCUCUAUGUAAUAGUCCUGGCUGUCCUGGAACUUGCUCUGUAGACAAGACUGGGUCUUCAAUUCACAGAGAUCCACCUGCCUCUGCCUCCCAAGUGCUGGGAUUAAAGGCGUGCACCACCACUGCCUGGCUAUUUUUUUAAGAUUUUUAUAACCAAAUAUAAUGUGAAACAUUAUCCAGAAGUAUUAGUUUUUAAUAUACUUAGUCUACAGUUCCAAAAGCUGGCAUUUUGAUAAUUAAAACUGGAAAGGCAUUCUUUCCUCAUAGAAAUUAGGCGAUGUCUUUUUUUCUCUUUGAAAUGACAUUACAAAGGUCUUCUUAUGUGAAGAUAUAUAAAGGGUAGUUGAUGUUUAUGAAUAGAAUGCAUUCUGUCUAGACAUUAGCUAAGAUUAAAUUCAAGAUAAAAUGAAUGUAUUUUAAUAUUGCCCAUCAAAAGUGUUGUAUUGGUUUCUACACAACUAUUGAUUUUGUUUGUUGUUUUUUGUUUAUUUUUUUCCAAGCAGGAUUUCUCUGUGUAACAGCUCUGACUGUCCUGGAACUUACUUUGUAGACCAGGCUGGCCUCAAAUUCACAGAGAUCCACCUACCUCUGCCUCCCAAGUGCUGGGAUUAAAGGCGUGUGCCACCACAGCUGGCCAAUAGCUAUUGGUUUUGAUAAUACAUUGUCACCAGCAGGUGUGAGGGACAUACUUCUGAAGAGAUCUGACCUUAUUGUAAAUAAAUAGCUCCUUUCUAAGUUCUCAAAAAUCAUCAGAAACAUGAGGAAAAUGAGAUAAACUUGAGAAUACCAAGUACAAAAAGUUCACCUAAAUAGAACCAUAAUAUCUGGAACCAGAUAGGUUCAUCGUACAAUCACAAUUCGAAUAGAAAAUGAAGGGUAAUUUUAAGUUCACUGGAAGAAAUUGUAUUUGUCAUAGUUUCCAUUUUCUAAUUACUAUUUUGAAUUACAAAUGGUCAGGUAGAUUUUAUAAAAUGUACAUCCUACCAUGAGAUUUAGCACUGGGUAUACAUAUUUAUUAUAGUUUUAUUAUAAUUUUCACAGAAUUGCCUAUGAUCACCUACUGACUUUGAAGGAUUAAAACAAUCCCCAAUUAUAAACACCUAAUAUGGAUAUAAAACGCUCUGCCUUUCUAGUUUAUUAGUCUGUAAUACAAUCUUAUUCAAGUACUAGUAAUUUAACUUCAUCAUGAAACAGAAUUUAAAUUAUAUCCCAUUAUAGUGUUAUGAUAAAUGUAUUGUCAAUGAGAAAUAACAGUCAUACCUGGGUAUUGAACCCUUGUGUGUGUGUGUGUGUGUGUGUGUAUAAAUACACACACACACACACACACACAUAAUAUAUCUAUAGCUGCAAUUCUUACUGAGCAAUAAUGAUCUUGUACUACCCUGCUAUCUCACAUACACACAAAAAAAAUAUGGUACCAGAGAAAAAAUUCACUUACUACUAUAUUUUUCUCCUUCUUGGGGCCUUGGGAGAAGACUAGAAAUUUAUUUUUCCCUAUUCAGAGGCUUUUCAAAACUUGAGAUAAAUGCCAUAUAUGAUCAGUAACUGGCCAAGAAAGUGCUCCAGUAUUCUAAGAAAAACUCCUAUAGCACGUAAAGAACAAAGGUCAUUGAGAUCAUUACCUAAAAAAGCCUCCCUUUUCCACUUUCUUUUAAGUACAAGGGAAGCAAGCUAUAGGUACCAUAACUGAUAAGCAGAGGUCACUUAAGAGUCUACUGCAUCUUUUCUGUAAGACUGUGAUUAAGAAUUCUACCUCUUAGAUACAGCCAAUACUGUACUGUACUCCUAAUUCCUUACCUAACACUGUAUUUGUUACAUCAUCUUGUAUGUAUGUAAUUUGUGCCACUGAUUUUUAAAUAUAUAAUUCAGUUACUUCCCCUGCCAUUUAAAAUGGUAGCAGUAUCUUUAUUGGAAAAAAAAACUUAGGAAUGUUAAAGAUUUUAUUUUUAUAGACAAAAGUAAAAAGAGAUAUUAAGAACCAUGUUGCCUGUAUUAAUCAUAAAAAAGUAAAACUGUAAACAAAAAACAAAGUGUCUAUUUUUUAAAUGUGUAUUAUCUGCUUCAUAUGAGUCUUUUGAUGUUACUUUCUCAAUUCUGCUAAAAUCAAGUAAGCCUUCACUUGAUCUGAUUUUUAUCUUGUUCUUAAUUGUAUAAAUUACUACAGUAGUUUAACAGAAAUGUAGAGAUAAUCAUUCUGAGUUGCAUUUGGAUUAUGUGCUCUUUUACAAGAAGGUCAAUUAACAAAAGGUAAGUGUUUGGAAACAUUGUUGAAAUAAAUUAUAAAUCAAAAUAUACUUAGGUAUAUUUACAUCUUAAAAUUAACAAAAACCAUGUCCCUGUAACUUUGUACCUCCAGUGAAAGUUCUUUAUCAAAUUUUUAAAACAAAUUAAAUUGGCAUGUAAUUUUUUUUCUGAUGGAGUAUAAUAAUGCAGUGUUGUUUAAAUUAUGCUAUAUUUGUGUCAUCUUAAAUGAGCAAGAGACUAUGUAUCCGGGGUUCUUUACAGCUAAUAAAAGUUACUGUCAGAGAAAUUUUA